ACUAUAACUGUUAUAUAUACAACUUGAACUACAAUAUAUUAAGACUAAAUAAAGAAAAUAUUACUUAUACAUUUGGUUAAAAAUUAAAACAAAUUUUAAGUAAUAUCAAAAAUGACUGUUCAACUAAAAAUUGGCAAAGAAAAUAUUCCAAUCAACAUAAUAUGGUUACGAGACAAUUGCAGGUGUUCAGAAUGUUAUGACCAUGAUAAUCAUAAUAGAAAAACAACUACUCAACAAUUCCUUAAAUCAAUUAAUAUUAAAAUCCAAGAUUAUACACAGGGAGAUAACGAUUUCUUCAUUGGGUGGUCUGAUGGUCAUAAAUCUGCAUAUCAUACUAAGUGGGUGAUUGACACAUGGACAGGAAAUAGAAUAAAAAUUGAACCAAAAUCUUGUUUCGGCGAAGAACUUGAGAAACUACCUUCAAAAGUAUCUUAUAAUGAUCUAUCUCAAAAAGAAGGGCAAAAAAAAUUGAUAAAAUCAAUUUUAAAAUAUGGUGUAGGAAUUGUAACAAAUGUAGAUCCUACAUUGGAAGCUACGGAAAAAUUAGUUAGGUUCAUAGCACAACCACAAGAAACCAUAUUUGGAACAAUGUGGACAGUUGGAAUUAAUGAAAAUCAUAAAGAUCCGGCAUAUUUAAAUGGUCCAUUAAUAGUACACAAUGAUAGCACAUAUUUCAAUGAAAGUACUGGUCUUCAAGUAUUUCAUAUGUUGGAAAGGGACAUUAACUGUAAAGGAGGUUUAAGUACUAUAGUUGAUGGGUUUAAAGUAGCAGAAAUAUUAAAAAAAGAAAAUCCAUUGCAUUUUAAAAAUCUUACUGAAAUUGAAAUAGAAUCUGAGUACAUAGAACCCGGUUUUCACUAUAAAUGUACAGGACCAGUUAUAAAAAUUGAUCCAACUUCAAAAGAAGUAUAUCAAAUAAGGUUCAAUAUAUACGACCGCAGCGCUUUACCACCAUCACGUGUUAAUGAGUUUUACGAAAGUUAUGCUCAUUUUAUAGAAAUAUUAGAGAGAGAAGAGAUGUAUUGGAAGCAUUGUUUGCAGCCGGGAACUGUGAUGAUUUAUAACAAUUGGAGAGUGUUACACGGCAGAACAUCUUUUACAGGGAAACGGAUUUUUGGUGGAUGUUAUGUAUCAAUGACUGAAUUUUUAAGCAAAGCAAGAACAUUAAAAUUAAUAUCAUAAUAAUUGUCAAAAUAUAAUUUAGGUAGUCAAAUUAUUUAGAAAUUAAAACUGUCAAGUGUAAGUAAAUAUUAAAAUCUUGGUAGAGGUACUUACAGUAUUGUUAUUGAAGCAAGUAUUUUCAGAGAAUGUAGAAUUAUUAUAGUAACAUAAUAAACAAUAAUUUAACUGGUGA
This is a messenger RNA of Acyrthosiphon pisum (pea aphid), 1354 nucleotides long. It is a transcript of the gene Tmlh, whose product is annotated as Trimethyllysine hydroxylase. Gene Ontology annotation, molecular function: iron ion binding; trimethyllysine dioxygenase activity. The coding region runs from base 112 to 1182 and encodes 356 amino acids. The record is from RefSeq and is marked provisional. Gene Ontology annotation, biological process: carnitine biosynthetic process. Gene Ontology annotation, cellular component: mitochondrion. NCBI's taxonomy places the organism in Eukaryota, Metazoa, Arthropoda, Insecta, Hemiptera, Aphididae. The transcript is spliced from 6 exons.